Molecule: messenger RNA, 2161 nt
Organism: Manis javanica (Malayan pangolin)
Lineage: Eukaryota; Metazoa; Chordata; Mammalia; Pholidota; Manidae
Gene: SDR42E2
Product: short chain dehydrogenase/reductase family 42E, member 2
Biological process (GO): steroid biosynthetic process
Molecular function (GO): oxidoreductase activity, acting on the CH-OH group of donors, NAD or NADP as acceptor
Source: RefSeq, a predicted model, not a curated record
AUGAAGCCCAACCUGACAGGCUCUUCCCCAGAGGCUUGCAAAGCUUCCAGCCAGGCACCACAGCAGAAGACUCAGGCCACACCCAUGCAGGCCCCUCGGCAGAAGGUUCUGGUGACUGGAGGAGGAGGGUACCUGGGCUUUAGCUUGGGUUCCAGCCUAGCCAAGAGUGGCUCUUCUGUCAUCCUGCUCGACCUCCGCAGACCCCAGUGGGAGCUAUUCCCAGGGACUGAGUUCAUCCAGGCUGAUGUCCGAGAUGAAAAAGCCCUGUACCGUGCCUUCGAAGGGGUGGACUGCGUCUUCCAUGUGGCAUCCUAUGGGAUGUCCAGUGCUGAGAAGCUGCAAAAAGAACAGAUAGAGUCUAUAAAUGUUGGAGGCACCAGACUAGUGAUUGAUGUCUGUGUCCGCCGGCGGGUUCCAAGGCUCAUCUACACCAGCACCAUCAAUGUUGUAUUUGGCGGGAAGCCCAUAGAACAGGGCGAUGAGGACUCUGUGCCAUAUUUCCCAUUGGAGAAGCACAUGGACCACUACUCCCGAACCAAAGCCAUCGCGGACCAGUUGACCCUCAUGGCCAAUGGAACACCUCUUCCAGGAGGAGGCACUCUGCGGACCUGUGUGCUCCGGCCUCCAGGGAUCUAUGGCCCUGAAGAGCAGAGGCACCUGCCCCGCAUGGCGAGCCACAUCAAGAAGAGGAUGUUCAUGUUCCGAUUUGGAGACCACAGGACACGGAUGAACUGGGUCCACGUGCGCAAUCUGGUUCAGGCACAUGUGCUGGCAGCCGAGGCCCUCACAGUAGCCAAGGCCUAUGUGGCUAGUGGACAGGUGUACUACAUCAAUGACGGGGAAAGUGUCAACCUCUUCGAGUGGAUGGCCCCACUGUUUGAGAAGCUAGGGCACAGCCAGCCCUGGAUCCAGGUGCCCACUUCCUUGGUUUACCUGACAGCCACCAUGAUGGAGUAUCUGCACCUGGCCCUGAGGCCCAUCUGCAGUGUCCCACCGCUGCUCACCCGGAGUGAGGUGCGCAGCGUGGCUGUGACGCACACCUUCCAGAUCGCCAAGGCCCGCGCCCAGCUCGGCUACGUGCCGGAGAAGUUCAGCUUCGCCGAUGCCGUGGAACUAUACGUGCAGUCCAUGACCGGGCGGCCCCGCGGCCCCACGGCGCGGACUCUCCUGCGGCUGCUGCUCGGGCUGCUGCUGCUCGGCCUGCUCACCCUGGCCCUGCUCUUCCCAGGCCUGCUACCGGCCGUCUUCUGAGCUUCGCCACCUGCCUGGUCCCUGCCCUUGCUUCACCUUCCGUGCUUGGGCCGCGCCCGCCCCACCCUAUGGGUUACGCCCUUGCUCCGUCCCCUCUCCGUCCUAAGGGUCUUGGUCCCGCUUCCGCUGGCCUGGCCCGAUUACGGACGAAGUCGUAGCCUUAGAGUCGGCUUCACCUUGCGGGGCCUCUCCCCGCUCAUGCCCAAGCCUGUCCCGAUCCCGGAUUUUCCCCGACCCACCUGGCCCCACCAGUACGUCUGAGCCCACCCCUUGGCUUCUACUUCCGAAACUGGUCCCUCCCCUCUCCUACUUGUGAUUCGGUCCCAGCCCCGCCGCGCCCCCUGUGGCUCCACCCACCUCUCGCACGCCGCCUAGGUGAGCUCUCUGGGCGGCCAGCAGCAAUCCAGCGGCUAGUGUUCAAUGCUGCUGCCUGUCUAGGGCCUCCGGACUCUUCUCACUGCCCAAGCUUCUCUGGGCUUGUCCUGAGAUCGUCUUGGCUUCCUGAAUUAGACCCAUUCCAGGAGAACUGCGUUUGAUACGCUGGUACCCUAAUGUUUUGGGUUCCUUCACUCGUGCAGGUCUCUCUUUGUGUUGAUAUCCAGGAUUGGAAGGACGCUGGAACCCCAGGCUUCUGACUAGACCAACCUGGCCUUUUUGGGUUUCCAGUUUAUGAGUCUGGGGAUGACUCAGCUUAUUGUAAUCACGGGUUUCUGUACCAGCAAAAACAUAAAAAAAGAAAAAAGACUUUAAGGUGGUCAAAAGGUACAAAUUCCCAGCAUUAAAUAUGUAAUGGAAAUGUACAGCAUGGUUACUAUGGUUGAUAAUUUGUGUAUGUAUUGCUAAGGGAGUAGAUCUUAAAAGUUUUCAUCACAAGAAAAAAACGUGCUGUGGUGAUGAGUAACUCGACAUU